Molecule: messenger RNA, 1771 nt
Organism: Drosophila bipectinata
Lineage: Eukaryota; Metazoa; Arthropoda; Insecta; Diptera; Drosophilidae
Gene: TyrRS
Product: Tyrosyl-tRNA synthetase
Biological process (GO): tyrosyl-tRNA aminoacylation
Molecular function (GO): tyrosine-tRNA ligase activity; ATP binding; tRNA binding
Source: RefSeq, a predicted model, not a curated record
CAUGCAGGUGUCUUCUUCUUCCUCUUCCCCAACAACAUUUGGCGAAAUCGCACGCAAGAAUUUCCAUAAAAAUGGUUGGAUUAACGCCCGCUGAUAAGAAAGCGCUCAUAACGCGCAACCUGCAGGAGACUCUAGGCGAUGACAAGCUCACGAAGAUCCUCGGAGAGCGGGAUCUGAAGAUCUACUGGGGAACGGCGACGACGGGCAAACCACAUGUCGCCUACUUCGUGCCCAUGUCGAAGAUUGCCGAUUUCCUGAAGGCCGGCUGCGAGGUCACCAUCCUGUUUGCCGAUCUGCACGCCUACCUGGACAACAUGAAGGCGCCGUGGUCCCUCUUGGAGCUGAGGACCCAGUACUACGAGCAGGUUAUCAAAGCCAUGCUGAGCUCCAUUGGAGUUCCUCUUGAGAAGUUGAAGUUCGUCAAGGGCAGCGACUACCAGCUUUCCAAGGAAUACACCCUCGAUGUCUACAAACUAAGCUCGGUUGUGACUCAGCACGACGCAAAGAAGGCCGGAGCUGAGGUGGUCAAGCAGGUGGAGUACCCUCUGCUCUCUGGAUUGCUUUACCCAGGACUGCAGGCCCUGGACGAGGAGUACCUGAAGGUGGACGCCCAGUUUGGUGGCGUGGAUCAGCGUAAGAUCUUCACCUUCUCCGAAAAGUACCUGCCCCAGCUGGGCUAUGAGAAGCGCAUCCACUUCAUGAACCCCAUGGUGCCUGGUCUGGCUGGUGGCAAGAUGUCCUCCUCCGAGGAAGACUCCAAGAUCGACCUGCUGGACUCGCCCGCCAAUGUCAAGAAGAAGUUGAAGAAGGCCUUCUGCGAGCCCGGAAACAUUGCCGACAAUGGACUGCUAUCCUUCGUGAAGCACGUCCUGUUCUCACUUUUUAAAGAAGGAGAAGGAUUCGAGGUCAACCGAGAGGCUGAGCAUGGUGGCGAUGUUACCUUCCUGAAGUACGAGGAUCUGGAGAAGUACUACGCUGAAGACAAGCUACACCCAGGUGAUCUGAAAGCCACGGUGGAGAAGUACAUAAACCGACUGUUGGAUCCCAUUCGCAAGGCCUUUGAGAAGCCAGAACUUCAAAAACUUAGUGCAGCUGCUUAUCCGCCACCGGCAAAGGUUAAGGCUGGAGCUGCUCCAGCUGCUGGCGCUGAUGAGGAUGCCCCCUAUCGUCUGGAUAUCCGCGUGGGCAAGGUUGUGGAGGUAGCUCGCCACCCCGAUGCCGACACCCUUUACGUCCUUAAGAUCGACUUGGCUGAGGAGCAGCCCAGGACAAUCAUCAGUGGCCUGGUCAAGUUUGUCACACAAGAGGAGUUGGAACAGCGACUAGUGACCGUUCUGUGCAAUUUGAAGCCCUCCAAGAUGCGUGGUAUUCUCUCAGAGGGAAUGGUUCUGUGCACCUCCAACGCCGAUCAUACUGUUGUUGAGCCCAUUAUAGUCCCGGCUUCAGCUGCUCCUGGAAGCCGGCUCGCUUUCGAAGGAUUCAGUGGCACGCCCGACGAGCAGCUGAAUCCCAAAAAGAAGGUAUGGGAAAAGCUCUCCGUCGACUUUAAGACAAACGGCGAUGGCUUGGCCGUGUGGAAGGACAACUUCUUGCUGACGCCCGAGGGCGAGAAACUUUCCAGCAAGCUGGCCAACUGUUCUAUUAAAUAGGUCUCCACGUACCAGCCUACCUGAGCCGUGUAAUACUUAUUAAGCCGAAUGUUCACAAGCUGCUAAUUUAUUAAUUCCUUCUGAAAAAAAUGCAUUUUUGUUAAAUAAAGCGCGCAAGUCUC